Durio zibethinus is the source of this 619-nucleotide messenger RNA. RefSeq lists its product as uncharacterized. The record is from RefSeq and is a predicted model, not a curated record. Lineage: Eukaryota; Viridiplantae; Streptophyta; Magnoliopsida; Malvales; Malvaceae.
UACUUAUUUGUCAGGAAUCACAUGAUUAUUGUCCUGCUAUUUUUUCUAAUCCAAUUUAGUCAGGCUUAAUGGCCCACUAAGUUGCUGCCAAAAAAAAAGGAUAGAUCUGGUAUUCUUGAUACUUAUAAAAGACACAACGUCCUCUUCUCAAACAUACGAUCACAUGAGAGACAUGACAUCAUCUAGCUAGUAGGGCAGAGAAGAAAAACCAAUGUCUGAGAUGGAGAGGGAUCUCGGCCGCCGGCGAUCCUCUUAUUUUUCCGGGUGUUAUAUGAUGUCCCCAUCAUGCUUCCCUGUGCAUGAAGAAAUGGAGUACUCACGCAUUCAUUAUUGCAGCAGCAGUGACAAGAGAAGGAGGAGAUGGAGGAAUCUGCUGAGGAGGUUGUUAAGGGAUGGGAAGAAUAGCAUAUAUGGAUCAAAGCCAUUGUCUUUUCACUAUGAUGCAGUUAGCUAUUCUCAGAAUUUUGAUGAGGGUUGUCAUCAUGAAGAAUCUGGCCAUUGCCGGCGAGUGUUUCAGGAUGUUAGAUGGGAAGUACAUGAGUAAUGCUGUGUUUAUCUAUGUGCUGUUUUUCGUUUUCCUGUUUGUCGUAAUAUAUAUAUUAAGACCUGCAAUUAAGUU